AUGACCCGGGAAGCUGGAAAGGAAGACACUUAUAACCAGGAAGACCAUCAGGUCGCCUACAUAUUUGACCCCGAAGGAGAUGGGACACGCCAGAAGCCAGCCAAGCGCAGAAGGGUAUCCAAGCAGGCUCAAGAGGUUUCGGGGGCUGUUGAAAAUGCAUCACCUUUUGUGCCGCUGCUCAAUGGAGCCGAGAAGCCUGAGCUCGUGCAACUGAGGGAGACCCUUUUCCAGGAGAGCUGGGCCAAGAUUGGUGAUCGUAUUGAGGGGAUUCUCAAAACUUCAAACCUAGAGACGCUUGACCAAGUAAAGGAUUUUGUGGAAGAUGCAAAGACGGAUUGUGGGGACAGAAUCCCUUCGGCGUUCAUCAUCACAGGCCCCAACAUUGCGUCACAGGAUCUCCUCUUUCAGCAGCUAUCCGAUGCUCUCCAGCAGGCAACCCCCAGCAAGUUUGUGAGGCUGCGGUCGUCAGAGGCAUCAACGCUCAAGGCGACGCUGAAGAAGAUUAUCCGCGAUGUCACAGCAAAGGUCUCGGACGAGGAAGAUGACGAUCUGCAUGUUGGAGAUGGCGGAAAUGGCCGACGAUAUCUCGAUUAUGACCUCGAGGCAUUGCAUGCAUUUGUCAACCCUCAAGGUUGUGAGCAUAUCUUUGUGGCAUUCCAGGAUAGUGAAGGAUUUGACAGCAGCCUUUUGUCUGAUCUGGUCAUUCUCUUCAAUUCCUGGCGCCCGCGUAUCCCUUUCACUCUGCUUUUCGGCAUCGCCACAUCCGUUGAGCUUCUCCAAGCCCGGCUGCUCAAGUCAGCAUGUCAGCUGAUAUACGGAGCACAAUUCGACGUCAUCCAGACAUCGGCGAUCCUCGAAACCGUCUUCAAAGCUGCCGUGGCAGCAGCUGAUGCUCCAAUCCUCCUUGGAACGUCUCUUCUCCGCAGCAUGCUGGACCGGCAGCAUGACCAAGUCUCAGGUAUUCAGACAUUCACAAUGUCGUUAAAGUACGCUUAUAUGUGCCACUUCUACGCCAAUCCUCUCAGCGUCCUAGGACAUACCUCAUCGUUGCAAGCAGAGCACACAGAGGCCUCGCGGCAUGUGAGCUCGUUCCGGGAACAUCUCGAACAGGCCGUCGAAUCUGGCAAUCUAGAGCAUAUACAAUACGCCAAGGACUUACUUGAGCGUGACGAUUUUCUUACAGCCCGGGUAGAAGAGAGCCUGGCCAACAGGGACGAAUCGAUCAAAGACUUUUUGCGUGCCCUGUUGAUAAUACAGGAGACUGAUGCCCAAGACGGCGAGUUCUCAAGAGCCUACGUUGCGGCCAUGGAGGACGGCAUCUCAAUCUCUGAGGAGUCACGAGCAAUUGAAUCUGUGCGACGGAUGGAAAUUAACGAGUUGAUGGCCAUGGUUCGCAAGGUUAUUGCUAUCCUACGAGAUGGAGAAGUCGACCUGUUCCUUGGGCCGGCAACGAAACCAGCGCAUAUCGAACUACAAGAUGCUUUGACUAGACAUCUUGUGGAACUUGAAGAGCUACACUCGAGGGCAGAGGAGCAGGGCAUCACGCUGCGAAGCAAGUACAGCGGCCAGAGCAAAGUGAUGAGAACUACGGUUAUCGCACAAAGAGUCCAACUGAGCCGCGACUCGGCCGCGCUGACAGAAGAGGGCAAGCAGCUUACUCGGAUCGUGGACGACAUGACGGCGCUUCUUACGACUCAUUUGCAUGCACCCAAGCCCAGCUCUCUUCUACUGUCUGAAAGCUGGUUAUACGACUCUCGAGCUCCCUCGCGAGAUGUCUUUGUGCCUCGGCCACGCGCCGUCUUGGAGCGCAGUCUCACAAGACCGCACGACUACCUCUCAUGCUCGUGCUGUAAACCAGGUGAGCAAGACACAGCUGCAAUGCUGCCUGCGACGGCGCUUCUUUACCGCCUAUACCUUGAAACCGGCAGCCUCAUCAACGUGGCAGAUUUGUGGGCGGCGUUUGCGGCAUUAGUCGGAGACGACGAGGCAGACGAGCGAAAGACACUGGUCAAGUUCUACCGCGGACUGGCCGAGCUGAGGGCUUUGGGAUUCGUCAAAGCAAGCAAGAAGAAAGCGGACCACAUUGCCAAGCUGAAGUGGCUCUAA
Molecule: messenger RNA, 2106 nt
Organism: Fusarium falciforme
Lineage: Eukaryota; Fungi; Ascomycota; Sordariomycetes; Hypocreales; Nectriaceae
Exons: 7
Coding region: 1-2106 (701 amino acids)
Biological process (GO): DNA replication; DNA replication initiation
Cellular component (GO): DNA replication preinitiation complex; nuclear pre-replicative complex; nuclear origin of replication recognition complex
Molecular function (GO): DNA replication origin binding
Source: RefSeq, a predicted model, not a curated record